Messenger RNA from Pneumocystis carinii B80, 975 nucleotides. RefSeq lists its product as hypothetical. The record is from RefSeq and is a predicted model, not a curated record. The transcript has 3 exons. Gene Ontology annotation, molecular function: lipid binding. Gene Ontology annotation, cellular component: eisosome filament; plasma membrane. The coding region runs from base 47 to 931 and encodes 294 amino acids. Lineage: Eukaryota; Fungi; Ascomycota; Pneumocystomycetes; Pneumocystales; Pneumocystaceae. Gene Ontology annotation, biological process: eisosome assembly; endocytosis; negative regulation of protein kinase activity.
UCAAUAUUAAAAAAUAUAUAUUUUUGAAAUAUAAAAAGGAAAUAACAUGAAUAGAAGCCAUUCUCUUCGCCAUGGAAGACCUACAUCAGGGAGUUCACGUACAAAUGGACAUAGAUUUACAUUCUUAAGUUUAAGAGGUCAUGCAACUCAUACAAGCCUUCCAAAGCUUAUUAAGAUGGAAAAUAAUUUAGUUUCAGCAUACGAAACAGCAGGACGAGAGCAACAAACAGUUGCGUUACAAUUAUCACAAUGGGGGGAAGAAACGGGAGAUGAUGCUAUUGGAGAUUUAAGUGAUAAGGUGGCAGUUAUUCUUUCAGAAAUAGGAGAUAUUGAGGAAAAUCAUGCAAGUCAAAUUGAUGAUUCACGAAGAGUAUUAAAAACAAUUCGUAAUAUUGAAAAUUCAGUACAACCAUUAAGAGAUGCAAAACAAAAAUUAAUAGAUCAAAUUGUCAUGUUAAAGCAUAAAGAUCCAGAAUCAAUUAAAUUGAUUGAGCAAGAACAAAAAUUGGUUCGUUUGGAAGCGGAGAAUCUUGUAGCUGAAGCACAAUUAACCCAUGUGUCUCGACAAAAAUUAAAAGAGGCAUAUAAUAUGUAUUUUUCGUCAGUUCAAGAGCGAGCAGAAAAACAACGUCUUUUAUCACAUUAUGGCCGCAAACUUUUAGAUUUAUUAGAUGAUACCCCGGUAAUUCCAGGAGAUGCACGUAUUGCAUAUGAAUCAGAAAAAGAAGCAAAAGAGCUUCUUUUAGAAGCAGAAGAAGCGUUACAUUCGUGGCGUCCAGGACAAUUAUCUUACGAAAGAGAACAUAUAUCAAACAAUAAUUUAGUAACGGAACAAAGUCAUAACAAUUUUCGAAAACCUGAUUUGUCUACGGUAGCUGUUAUUAAACAUGAAACGAAUGAAGAAACUGAAAAAUCUAUAUCUUUAGCAUAAUGUCAUAUCAAGAAUGUUUAAUUGAUUUUAUAAAUAUAAAACAG